Messenger RNA from Solea solea (common sole), 641 nucleotides. Its product is annotated as interleukin-17C-like. NCBI's taxonomy places the organism in Eukaryota, Metazoa, Chordata, Actinopteri, Pleuronectiformes, Soleidae. The transcript is spliced from 3 exons. Gene Ontology annotation, biological process: inflammatory response. Gene Ontology annotation, molecular function: cytokine activity. The coding region runs from base 31 to 504 and encodes 157 amino acids. Gene Ontology annotation, cellular component: extracellular region. The record is from RefSeq and is a predicted model, not a curated record.
CACACACACACACACACGUCCGGACUCAUCAUGGCUUGGGUUUGGCUGCAGAUGGUCUCGUGCCUCGGCUCCCUGCUGCUCCUCAGUCACCGCGCCUCCUCUGCAGCUGACGGCUCCCGCAGGUGCAUCAGCAGGAGACACUGGGACAAGCUCAGUCUCUUGCUUUCCUCGCCGCCGCCGCCCGGCGAGGAAAACAAGCGCACCUGCGCCCAAGCGGGAGGGGACGCGAGUAAACGCUCUCUGGCCCCGUGGAGGUACAAAGUGGACAGAGACGUGGACAGGAUCCCUCCUAACAUGGCCUUUGCAGAGUGCCUGUGUCAAGGCUGUGUGGUGAACCAGCGUGAGGACCUGAGCUACAACUCUGUGCCUGUGAUGGUGCAGGUGAAGGUGCUGAGGAGAACACAGUGUCCAACCAAGAAGCACAAGCACAAGUAUCUGCUCACCAUCGACUCCAUCAAAGUCCCCGUGGCCUGCAUGUGUGUCAUCCCCAAAUCCAACAAAUGAUUACUGCCAUCAGACACUUAUUGACAAAAUAAUCCAUCGUUAACUGGGUUGAGUUGGUUUAUCUCAGUGAAUCAAACCUCUCAUUAAGGGUUUCUUGUUUUGUUUUCUUUAUUUUGCUCAGAUUGAGGUUAUCACAA